Messenger RNA from Chlamydomonas reinhardtii, 1251 nucleotides. RefSeq lists its product as uncharacterized. Bases 111 to 539 code for a protein of 142 amino acids. NCBI's taxonomy places the organism in Eukaryota, Viridiplantae, Chlorophyta, Chlorophyceae, Chlamydomonadales, Chlamydomonadaceae. The record is from RefSeq and is a predicted model, not a curated record. The transcript is spliced from 5 exons.
GCAGUAUUAUUUUGCUGUCCCUACUGGCGGUUUGGGCCCUAGUAGAGCCUGCGCGUGCAGCGUCUGCAACUUGCUCCGCGACCAGCAGUUCUGGGCCUGGAUCCUGCAGCAUGAAGUAUAGCCAGCAUGAAAUUCGCAUGCCAGCCAUGAAGCGCGGCUGCCAUUUGGUGACCGACCGGAUACUCAAGGAGAUCGGGUCAUCACUGUCCGGAUACAAAGUGGGGCUUGCCAACGUCUUCAUCCAGCACACCAGUGCCUCCCUCACAAUUAAUGAGAACGCGGACCCCGACGUGCGCAAGGACAUGGAGACCUUCCUCUCCCAGACAGUGCCCGAGGGCCGCGGCGCCCCCUGGGUGCACACGGACGAGGGGCCAGACGACAUGCCGGCGCACGUCAAGAGCUCCAUGUUCGGCGCCAGUCUCACCAUCCCCAUCACACAGGGCCGCCUGAACCUGGGCACGUGGCAGGGCAUCUGGCUGUGCGAGCACCGGGACCACGCGUCCGGCCGCAACAUCAUUGUGACGCUGCAGGGCGAGUAGGGGAGUGAGGAGCGGGAGUGGAACGGGCGGGGUGGUGAGGGGCGGGGUGGUGAGGGAUGGGGUAGAUAGCUUCGUCCAAGCUGGAUGAGCAGCCGUAGCCCAGCAGGUACAGCGGGUGCGGGCGAUGAUGAAGCGGGGGAUAAUUACAUUGGUAGUUGGUGAUCACGAGAACCGAGCCCAGAACGUGCUGGGCAGCAUUGCAAGCUGCUGGAAUAUGCACGUGGAAGAUGGGCAAACAUGAGUUUGGAGGCAUUGGUGGGGUGGCCCCAGUGCCUCCGCAGAAGCCGACGCAACGUUAUUUUGUUGUCAUUGUUUUGUCAUUGUUGGUAUCAGUGACUUGGUGUUGGGAAUGGAGGAGUAGUGUGACGAAGUGUCCAGGCGCAUGAAAGGGUGUUAGGGUGGAUCGAUGUAAGGAUGGACGUGGCGUGAAUGAGGUUGGGGUGGACGGGGUAAGCGUGGUUGAGGGCGGUAGUCCAAACCUGGCGCUGAAGACGGUAUGUAAACAUGCUCUUGAUGCACGACUAGGGCAUGAUUAGGUUAUGACAAGGAUGAAUUAUCAAUGAAUGGAUGAGAGCAAGUAGGCCGCGAACCGCGAUGGCGAGGUCUGAACCUGCCUGUUGUGACUGCGGGGCUCAACGGUGGGCGAUCGCCGCACACGGCUUUCUUUGUGGCGCCGAGCCAUAUAUACUCCACUCAUUCAUGAAAUGAUAUC